This is a messenger RNA of Dunckerocampus dactyliophorus (ringed pipefish), 725 nucleotides long. RefSeq names its product SLC35A4 upstream open reading frame protein. The transcript has 3 exons. NCBI's taxonomy places the organism in Eukaryota, Metazoa, Chordata, Actinopteri, Syngnathiformes, Syngnathidae. The coding region runs from base 267 to 578 and encodes 103 amino acids. The record is from RefSeq and is a predicted model, not a curated record.
CCUAUCAGGGAGGACGUUUUUGACGCGUGAAGGUGACACUUGCAUUGCAGAGCCGCUCCUAAAGAUCAUAUGCAUCGAUCGGAUUUGCACAUUAACCACACCUAUAACGUAGAAGUAGGAUGAAAAUAUUUGGUCUUAAUUUGAUCGUGGAGCUUUAGAAAUGCUACCGUGUGCAGAAUUCUUGCCUGAGACGAACUCAGACCUAAUUAAUCAAAACGCUUAGUCUAGGCUAGCUAAUAGAACACCGCUCAAUUCGAUGCGAAAAAAUGGCGGAUGACAAGGAUCCCCUGAAACAGCUGAAAGACCUGACGCAGCUAAAAAAUCAGUUGGAGGAGAUCCAGAAGCGAGUCGAGAACGAAAUCUCUGUAGGAAUUCCUCAGGGGGGCUCACUGUUAGGAUCGCCGUUCCUGAAGGGCUUCCUGGCUGGUUAUGUUGUGGCCAAGCUCCGCUCCUCUGCCAUUGUGGGAUUGUUGCUGGGGACCAUCACUGGCAUGUACGCGGCGCAGAACUACCAAGUGCCCAAUGUUGAAAGGACGGUGAAAGAGUUUCUUGACAACUUGAAAAAAGGGAGAAAGUAGAGCCUGGUGCUCCUGCUUGUUUCGUCAGGGACGGACUAAAAAAAGAAAGAGCUGUUGACUCUUAUUUAUCAUGUAAGACUGACAAGGUUUGGUCCUCACAUUUCAUGUUUUCUUGUUUGAUUUUAUUUUCCAUACCAUCUGAUUUGC